UCGGUGUACGCCGAGGGGAGGAGCUUAGGUGGGCCGAGCCAGCUCUGUCUGGGAAGCAAGCUUUUCUUCUGAGUGACCCUGAAUGGCCAGGCUGCGUUGGUCCUGGAUGGAAGAGACCGGGAGGCAGUGAAGAAGGGUGUGUGGCUUGAGAGAAGCUGGGGCAGCGCUAACCAGCUAAGGUUCCUAAAGGGUGGAUCUAGGCAGCUGGUGGGAGUUUUGAGGUGCAACCAUGGAGUGGAAGGUGUAGUUCUAUUUUUCCCAGCGUUAUUCCUUUCAGAAGAGUUUGGGGUCCCACUGUUGCCUGAAGUUACCAAAAAGUGUGUGCCAUAUUGGGUGUCUGGAGACUCUUGGGAAGUUACAGUUUGCGUGGGGUGUGGCUGAAUGGCUGUUUACUGACUUAUCAGUUGUGAAGGUUCUUGAACUCUAUUCUGUAUUGCUUUCCUUGCUCAGGGAUUCAUGGCUACACUUACGCUUACCUUGUGGUUUGUGCUAAGAGGUUGUCCCCUCAACACUUAGCACACUGAACCUCGAAACUGCUUGUAGGUGUAGUGUUUUCAUUGGGGGUAGAACUUUAUGCCCUGUGAAACUUCAAGGUCCCAGAAAAGUGUUAAGCUCUGGAGGCACUAUGCUUCAGUGAACUUAACGUUUUAAGUCCCUUUCAAAUAAUGCCAAUAUCUGAAGAAGGGAAGACCUAAGCUGGGGGUCUCUCCUGCAUUGAAGUUUGCAGGCAAGGUUGAGCAAGAAAGGGUCUCACUGUCUUGCUUGAGGCCAAUGUCCAGCUUAUCCAUUGUGAGAGGACAGAUGCCCAAACCUUUUCUUUUCUGUCAGCCUGAAUGGGUGGUCCAGAGUCCCUUGCUGUCUUGAGACUGUCCAUCGCAGUGAGUGAAGUACUUGGAGGAGGGCUGAGUUGUUGGAAGGCAGCAGGUCCAGAUCAGCCACUCUGAGCUUCUUCCUCAGGCUCUGGAAAGAUCUCUGAACUGUAUCCCUCAGCACAGCUGUCCCCCAAAACUGUCUGCCUAGUCACUGUGUGUCUCUAGGCUUGCAGAAGCCCGGCAGGUAGCUGAAGGCACUGUCUUUCCUGAGAUCUGCCCUCCCCCCUUAAGCAUACAUGAAUGAAUAUACACAUGCACGUUUGCUAGUGUGUGCACACACGCACACAUGCACACACCUUUGAUCAGGAGGGAAUUGGCUGCACUAGUGCUGAGUUCAGGCCUUUGGCAGAGGGUAAAAUCUGUUGAGGAGGCACUUUUUAGCUCCCAGCCGCCACACUCUGCACUUUUCUUUGCGAUCUCAGGAAGUCACCACCGUUUUGAGCUUAGCAGUAUGCAUAAGGGAAGCUCCUGCUAAGGCUGUGCCCCUCACCUGACUCACACUCCUAGUGUGUGGGUAUAGGGCCAACUUGUAAGAAAGACAGACAGAUGCCCUUCAGACCUCACAUCUGAGUUCUGCCUUUCUCUUUGAUCUAGCAGGACUGUGGCCUCUGAAAAUGCUCGUAAUUUAUUUAGCCUUGUAGAAGUCUCUCUGGCUUCCAUGCUUGCUUAAUGUUUGCGUGUAGCCACACCUCCUGUUCAAGGCUAAGAGUGGUAGGUAAGGCUAAUGAGAACACUAGUGCUGCCCUGGCUCACACAUCCGUUCCUUUGAUCAGAUGAACUCUCCACCCAGCACAGUUUCGCCUGAAGUGCUCACAGCCUUCAGCCUUCUGAAAGAGACCUUCGGCAACCUCACCUGCAGGUCCUUCCUCAUUCCCUGCAUCUCUACCCGUGGGACUGGUGGGUGUUGGGCCAAGUGGGGAUUCCCAGCCUAGGUAUACAAAAAUGUCCUUGGCAAGGCUUCAGAAGGCUGAAAUGAGAUUGAGCCCAGAGGGGCCGCUGACUGUAGGAGGUAGCUGUUUUGCUUUUGUUCCCUGGCCCUGUGGUCAUUGACCCUAGGCAGAGAGCCAAAGACCAGUCAGUGACCCAAAGGGGCUGGCUGGCUCUUGCCUGCUUCCAGCUAACAGUGCUCUUCCUCUGCUAAUUGUGGGAGCCCUUGUGAAACACCCUGUGUCGGGUGGGGCAAGAGUACAGGAUGCUGCAACCAAGCCACAGGAUGGUUACCCCAUCUGUAAAGGAGAUGCACAGGGAGGACUGGAGGGGCCUGGGCUCAGCUCCUCCCAGCCGGAUUGCCUGCUACCUGGAAGGGAAAGGGCCUUCUGAAGCAGCCAAGCUCAGAGUGCCUGCUCACUGUGUCCCCCGGGUUAUGACGACCCCCAAUAAAGGAAACAAGGCCUUAAAGGUGAAGCGGGAGCCAGGCGAGAAUGGCACCAGCUUGACCGAUGAGGAGCUGGUGACCAUGUCGGUGCGAGAGUUGAACCAGCACCUGCGAGGCCUAUCCAAGGAAGAGAUUAUCCAGCUGAAGCAGCGCCGGCGCACACUCAAGAACCGAGGCUACGCAGCCAGCUGUCGAGUGAAGCGGGUGACACAGAAGGAGGAGCUGGAAAAGCAGAAGGCGGAGCUACAGCAGGAGGUGGAGAAGCUGGCCUCCGAGAAUGCCAGCAUGAAGCUGGAGCUCGAUGCGCUGCGCUCCAAGUAUGAGGCCCUGCAGAACUUUGCCAGGAUGGCCUGCAGCCCUGUGGCCCCGGGGGGUCCCCUUGCUGCUGGCCUGGGGCCCCUGGUCCCUGGCAAGGUGGCUGCCACCAGCGUCAUCACAAUAGUAAGUCCAAGACGGAUGCUCGGGUCAUAGGGACACGUGCAGUUGCCAGGCAGGUCUUUGAGGGGCCACUAGGUGCGUGGCAAAGUUGGCAGCCCCGUCCCUCUUCCUUUCUUUUCCCUUCCUUUCUACUUUCCCUUCCCUCUUUCCUUCCCUGCAAAGCACAACCUGCACCCAGGGGCACCGGGCUGAGCCCCUUGAUAUCAUCUUUGUUGUCACGCCUGUGUUUUGUACGUUGGGAUCGGUCAGUUCAACAGUGAUGUUGGGUUGCCCCUAACCCCUUUGUACCAAGGCCAUGCAGGCUAGGAGUCCGGAGUGGGCACUGUGGGAAUGGACGAGAGUGCAAGUGGGCAAGUGUACUGGGCUUGGGUCUGCCCUUCCCGGUGGUCUGCAGGGGGACUUGAGAGCUUUCUUUUCAGAUUUCCAGUGGGCCUGUUUGAUCCAGAAGGAGGAGAUGGGCUCUGCCCUGAAACGUGGUUAUAUCUUGAAGCCCCUGGAUGGAUAGGCCACCAGCCUGGGCACUGGGGCAGGAACCAUGGUGCUGGAGCCUGGCACAGUGCACCGGAUAAGACCAAAUCGCCGGUUAUGAGUGUGGGUGGAAGGUGUGUCAGUGUGUCCUGCGAUGGGUCCGGUGUCACUGUUUACAUGACCUAUUUGUGUGGUUAUAUAGCCCUUUAUUUAAAAGAGAAGUUCCUUUUACGGAGUUAUUAAAUUAUAUGUUUAAGAGCUAAAAAGAAAAAAAAGCUGCAGAGUAUUUAUAAAAUUGUCUUAAAAAACAAAAACAAAAAACAACAUUUGACCGUAUAAAUGGAUAAGGGAAGAAAGUAUAGUAGAAACUUUGCUAGUUUAAAAAAAAAAUCCCUUUCUUGUAAACCUGGGGACAGCUCUGUGGCUGUUGGAGUUUAGUUUUUAUACACAGAGUUAUCAGACAUUACUUAUAAAACUUAGUUUAAAAAAAAAGAAAAAAAAAAAAAAAAAAAAAAAAAAGGCCAGGCUGCGAGCCUACCAGAGGCUGUCCUCUUUGAUAUCUCUUUUGCAACUGUACCGAAAGUGACUUACUCCUUCGCCCUUCCUGCUUCCGUCUUGCCGGUGCCGUGGUGUUGUCCGUGCCUGGUGAGGUUUUGUGCAGCCGUAAAGUGCUGGUGCUUCUGGUGACCUUUGACCUGUGGCUGUCCCUGUGUUUGUGUGUAUGUGUGCGUGUGCGUAUGUGUGUUUGUCUUUUGGAUUUUUGUUGUGGUUUUGCUUCUGCUGGCUUGCUGGACCCAGGCAGAACGUACUCUGCCGCUGGAGUACAGGAGAUUGCCUGCUGGCUCACGUUCUUCUGCACUUGUCCAUUCCUCUGCCACUUGGUCCCUCUGAGCCUUGGCUUGGCAUUGUGGGUCUAGGGCUUGGCUUAAGGCAGUGGCAGAGUAAGUGAAAUUGGGAGCUAUCAGCCCCCAUGCUGCUUCCACAUCCACCACCUCUGGCCCUGGGUGGUGACAUUGCAGGGACCAAGGUGUCACUGUGGGUGCCCACAGGGCUGUGCCCUACCUGUCCUCGGCCGUCUUCCUUCUGGCCUCAGCUUAGUUCCUAGAGGCUUCAUUGGGGCCUCAGCUAGGCCGCCCCAGGGGCCUACCUUGUGGAUUGGGAGUCCUGUCACUCGUGUAUUUCUGAAACCCCGUUCUGUGGGGUGUUGUUUCCCAGGCAGAUUGGUUAGGGGCCCCACUUGGGGCAACCCAUUCUUCCCUGUCUCACUGUGAGAGCCUGGAGGCCUCCACCAUGGCCAGACAAGGGCUUUGGCCCUCGGGCCUGGUCUGUUCUUCCCAGUGUCUGCAGCUCUUGGCUCUGGGCCCUAUUCUGCCUCCUUCAGGAUCUGCGUCUUCCAGGGAUCCGCUGUUCGACUUGGAGGUGCUUCUCUGCAGGUUCCAAGCCUGCCUCCUCACCCCAGCUUUCCAGUGGAGGCUGCCCACCUUCCAGGCUUGGCUCAGGAAGCUCCUCAUAGGCGGAUGCCCACCUAUAAGAGGCUACAUCCCUUUGUGGUCACAUGGCCUGUAGCCUCUUGCUGACAUUGCUGGUGUCUUCUCUGGGGCCCUGGAUCCCUGACAAGCACAGAAAUGUGAUCUGGUAAAAGGAAAGACUGUGGCCUGAUAGGCCUUUACCUCGUAGGCAGCAGGAUUUUCACUCAGUUUGACACAGCAUGCAGUGCUCUGGGAGCAGGACCUCUGCCACCCUGGCAUUUUUGGUAGGCUGGUUUGGCUCAAGGUGCUCAGACACUCCCAUUGAUGCCUGAGUUGGAUAUGGGUGGAAAUCUGGACUGUUGAUUAUAAGUUACCAGGUGACCUCAUUCCCUCCCUUUGGCUCUUAACUGGUAUCCAGUGAGUUGCUGAUGCCGACUGGCAAGCAGAGCUGGCCCAUGCCUAGAGGAGGAGAGGGACAGGCUUUCUGAGUGCUUUGAUUCUGGCUGGGCUAUUGUGUAUAGCUGAGAAUGGCCCUCUGCAUGGGUCCAGCCUUUUGGGAGGAUGAGGAAGAGGAGGCUGAGGCUAGAUGUGUGUUAAACAGGAGUAGCAGAUCUUUGCUUCUGAACAGGAUAGAGCCGUGCUCAAGGCUUUCAGGUUUGCAGUAUCUCCUUAUUGAGUCUGGGGAACGUUCCCUAUUGAGCCAGCCCUGCAGCUCCACUCCCUGCCCCAUCCCCCUGAUUUCUUGACAGUAAAUCCUGUGUCCAGUUGUGACUGUUGGCUGUUUUCCUGAUCAUUGUUAAUUCCGUUUUCCUACUGUGAGGGUGUUGUGUUUGACUUUCUGACACAGCGAAUGGAGAGCUUGGGCUGAGGCCAGGUCUCCCAAACUUCUCCGCUAAGUAAACCGUAAUGUGUGACUUCCCUCCUAUCUUGACUGCCCGACUCCUUCCUUCCACAUGGACACUCAGAUUUCAAAGAAAACCCGCAGGAGGUGGGUCAGUUUCCUCUGUAGAAUAUGGUCCCAGAGAGUCCUCCCCUCUGUUGUGUCUAGCUGCUAGUCUGGGUGUUGUACCAUCAGUGCAGGGAGUCCACAGCAACACUGAGUUAUACAGGGACCACUACCAUCCCCAGGCUUCCCAGCAGGCUGUUCUCAGUUCAUCUUUCAGGUCCGUGUGUACUCUGUGCUAGCAGCAGCCUUGGUGUUCAAGGCCAGGAUUUGCAGUUUUGAUAAGCUACAGCCCACUUGGAGAUGGUGAGGCCACUUCCCUGCUACCUCCCUCUCUGGUGUGGCCACUUGGCCAAAGCUCCCAUCCACAGCUGGGGUGUCUGAGCCACAGCCUGCUACACUGUUUCCGCUCUGGGAUCUUCUGAGUUACUCUUUUAGGCUGUGGUUUGGUGAAAGGAACCAACACAUUAACGAUCUCCCCCCCCCAAAAGCCACUGAGUAAUUCUUGGCAUGUUUUCUAAGUGCUGUUGGCUGUCUGGUUUGGGAGCAGUUGUGGAGAGGACAGACUUAGUACCACACAGAGGCAUGGGUGUGCUGGAGCUGCUCACAGCUUCCCUGUUUCUGGCAUGUGUCCUGGGUGCGUGCUAUACCUCCUGGGCCAGCUGCACACCUAUGUACUCUGCCCCUGAGAGGUAGAGUGUUCAGGAAGUGUCCCUGAUAGAUUCCCUGUUCUCUAUGGCCCCAGUUGGGCUUUUGGCUCCUCCAGCAACUUCAUGCCCCAACCCUACUUUUCCUCCCAUUUCUCUCUGUCUGCUAGUCCCUGAAGCCUUUAACCAAAUGGGAAUGGGUACAGAAAGCCUUCUCCUGGCAACUUAGGGCAACAGGACAAGGGCUAUUGUGUGUCCAGCUCUGUUGGUCUCCUGGUGCUGAGAGGUGUGUCCAAGCAGAGUUGAUCAGCCCCUGCCUGCCCUGCAGGGCUGAAGCCAGGGGGAGGUUAGUAGAGAGUACCCUAAAUGGGGUGAGGGUCCUUAAACAUCCAAGUGAGGAGGGGCUGUUGUGUGGCUGCAAGGUGAGACCCUGUCUCCAGCACCUGGGUAGGGCCAUCGGGGAUCUGGCUGCAAGGUGAGGUCUGGACUUGGCAUCAGUGCAGAGCGAUCAAGUCACCUGGCCUCAGCAGGCAGCAGCCUUGGUGCCCACCCGUGCCCUGCGCAGUAUUUAUUGCUAAAUUAUUGUCCAGGAGGGGCGGCACUGGGCCUGGCCCCCCGGGUAUUUAUUGCUGUACAUAGUGUAUGUUUGUGAUAUAUAAGGUUUUCUUUAUUUUGUAUAUGAUCAAUAAACGCCUUUUAAAGAGA
Messenger RNA from Rattus rattus (black rat), 6917 nucleotides. It is a transcript of the gene Mafg, whose product is annotated as MAF bZIP transcription factor G. Gene Ontology annotation, molecular function: DNA-binding transcription factor activity, RNA polymerase II-specific; RNA polymerase II cis-regulatory region sequence-specific DNA binding. NCBI's taxonomy places the organism in Eukaryota, Metazoa, Chordata, Mammalia, Rodentia, Muridae. The record is from RefSeq and is a predicted model, not a curated record. Gene Ontology annotation, biological process: regulation of epidermal cell differentiation; regulation of transcription by RNA polymerase II. Gene Ontology annotation, cellular component: nucleus.